Messenger RNA from Cinclus cinclus, 2664 nucleotides. It is a transcript of the gene PPP3CC, whose product is annotated as protein phosphatase 3 catalytic subunit gamma. Gene Ontology annotation, cellular component: calcineurin complex; cytoplasm. The coding region runs from base 340 to 1746 and encodes 468 amino acids. The transcript has 12 exons. Lineage: Eukaryota; Metazoa; Chordata; Aves; Passeriformes; Cinclidae. The record is from RefSeq and is a predicted model, not a curated record. Gene Ontology annotation, biological process: calcineurin-mediated signaling. Gene Ontology annotation, molecular function: calmodulin binding; calmodulin-dependent protein phosphatase activity.
UUAAGCAAGCUGAGAGGUGAAUCCAGCAGCUCGGGAUAUUUGAGAGCAUCAUUUCAGUGGAAAUUCCUUUUCUGGGUGUCAGCUCAAGGCUCGGAAGCAAAUCCUGUCAUUCCCUCUCCCCGAAAAGCGCCGCGUUGCUGACUCCCCUUCCCUUCCCUUGCCUUUCCAGCUGUCCCAUUCCCUCCCACGCAGCGGCUCACUCUGAAGGAGGUGUUUGAGGAUGGGAAGCCGAGGCUCGACGUCCUCAAGAGCCACUUGGUGAAGGAAGGGAGGCUGGAGGAGGACGCGGCGCUGAAAAUCAUCAACGACGGCGCCGCCAUCCUGAGGCACGAGAAGACCAUGAUCGAGGUGGAGGCUCCAAUCACAGUGUGUGGUGACAUCCAUGGGCAGUUCUUUGACCUGAUGAAGCUGUUUGAAGUGGGAGGAUCACCCAAUAACACCCGCUACCUCUUCCUGGGGGACUACGUGGACAGAGGCUACUUCAGUAUAGAGUGCGUGCUGUAUUUAUGGAGUUUAAAGAUAAAUCAUCCCAAAACGUUGUUCCUCCUUCGAGGGAACCACGAGUGCAGGCACCUCACAGAAUACUUCACCUUCAAGCAGGAAUGUCGAAUCAAGUACUCGGAGCGAGUGUACGACGCGUGCAUGGAUACCUUUGACUGUCUUCCUCUUGCUGCCCUCCUCAACCAGCAAUUCCUGUGUGUCCACGGGGGCCUGUCUCCAGAAAUCACAUGUCUAGAUGACAUUAGGAAAUUAGACAGGUUUAAGGAGCCUCCAGCCUUUGGUCCGAUGUGUGACCUGCUGUGGUCGGAUCCCUCGGAGGAUUACGGCAACGAGAAAACCCUGGAGCACUUUGCCCACAACACUGUCCGAGGCUGCUCCUAUUUCUACAGUUAUCCUGCAGUGUGUGAAUUUUUGCAGAACAAUAGUUUGUUAUCCGUAAUCCGAGCUCACGAAGCCCAGGAUGCUGGGUACCGAAUGUACAGGAAGAGCCAGACCACGGGCUUUCCCUCGUUAAUCACAAUCUUCUCUGCACCAAAUUACUUAGAUGUCUAUAACAACAAGGCUGCUGUACUGAAAUACGAAAACAACGUCAUGAACAUCAGGCAGUUCAACUGUUCCCCUCACCCCUACUGGCUUCCAAACUUCAUGGAUGUCUUCACAUGGUCCUUGCCUUUUGUAGGGGAAAAGGUCACCGAGAUGCUCGUGAACAUCCUCAACAUCUGCUCCGACGACGAGCUGAUCUCGGAUGGCGACGAAACGUUGGAAGGUGGGACAACGGUGCGGAAGGAGAUCAUCAGGAAUAAGAUCAGAGCCAUUGGGAAGAUGGCACGGGUGUUCUCAGUUCUUCGGGAGGAGAGCGAGAGCGUGCUGACCCUCAAAGGCCUGACCCCCACAGGUACCCUGCCCCUGGGAGUGCUCUCGGGGGGGAGGCAGACCCUGCAGACCGCCACAGUAGAAGCAGUAGAGGCACGGGAAGGUAUGGCUAGAACCCGGCGAGAGACUCAAAUCAUCUCCGUGUGUGCGUGCGCUCAUUUUAAAGAGCUUUACCAGCCCUUAACGGAAGCUUUUUACUCUUGCAUCACCAGAAGUGGGGGAGGACAAGGCCCUGCUGGGAAGGAGAAAAAAAAAAAUACACCCAGGGUCUUGGUUCAAGGCUGUUUCAGUUUGAACAGUUUAUUCCUUUGUGGAACAUCUUUUAUUUGGAGUUGCCGGAGCGGUUCCUGCUCCGGUGGCUCAAGACCUUGAGGUUGAGGUUCUGCAAUCUGUCAGCACCAUCAAAACCCUUAGAAAAGAAGGAUUUUGUGGUGCUGCUGUAAUCCCUGACUUCCCUACAGGUAGGCCAAGGUGGAGAGGCAUUUCUCUGCCUGUAGAGUGUAGGAGUAACAGAUCCAUGAGGAUUUUUCCUCAAUACCGAGUGGGGCCACGCAGCUCUACAGAGGCUUUGCUUACCAAGGGAAGUUGUUUGUAAGCCAGCCAAGUCCUUGUAAAAGAUUUGGCACAGCCUCCUUUUCCUUAAAUUCUCCAUAGCACAAAGGAGUUUCACAUUUGGUCCGUGUCAUCAGGGCGAGGGUGACGUGCUUGUCCCCUCAGGGACAUGAAAUUCCUCAGUGGGAUUCAUCCCUCCCAAGUCUGCCCGUGUGUCUCCUGGUCAUGCAAGAAUUUUGCCUUUGUGAUCCAAGGACUAGCUGUUCCCUCUCCUGGUGUUGCAGUGUGUGGUUUGUGUUGGAGUUCAGAGCCUUGUGGUGGUGUCUUUGUUCUGUCGUUCUGGGUUUUGCCUUUUUUUUUUUAAUUUUAUUUUUAUUUUCUUUUUAAUUGUUGUUUUUUAGUGUCGUGUUUUUCAGCUUUGAAAUUUUCCUGAGAUUUCACUCUCUGGGGACGGCAAGCACUUGUCUGGUUUAUCAAGUUUCUCCUGUUGUAUUAAAAGAGGGGAAGGUUUGGGAUAUUGGGAGGAAAUUCUUCCCUGUAAGGGUGGCGGGAUGGAAUUCCCAGAAAAGCUGUGACUGCCUCUUCCCUGGAAGUGUCCAAGGUUGGAGGGGGUUGAACCUGAGAUAGUGGAACCCUGCCCAUGGCAGGGGUUGGAACUGGAUGGUUUUAAUCUCCCAACACAAAACUCUUAGGGAGCAGUGCAAAUCCUAAAGCUCUCUAAAAAAAUAAAACCAAAAA